GUAUGUAUCAAAGAUUGCGAAGGUUGACAGCAAAAAGAAGAAAAUCUUGAUUCAUUUUGAAGGAUGGAACUCUCGGUAUGACGAGUGGGUCUCGUUUGAUAGUAAGAAAAUACGAGCUUUGCCCAAAGAGAAAUUGAAGUCUACAAGUAAAGCCAAAGAAUUUAAGGUAUUACCAAAACUGCAGACUCUUCAUUUUGCUUGAAAAAACGUGUCGUGUUUUCCUGUCAAAACACUCAGGAAUAUAAUUAACUACAUUCUUAACACAAUGAGUAGCACUGCUCCCCUUGAUGGGUGAAAUUGUCUGGCAUUCGACAGAGUAAAAUAAUAAAGUAAGGCACUUUGCCACUUCUUAAAAUGUUAAUGUUGUGAAUCAACAUUGUGAAAAUGGUGACAUGUGAAUGGCGUGUGAGAAAUUAUACUGAAUUAAAAUACUCAUUAAUAAUUCAUAAACCUUGUGGCAAAUCAUAUCGGCCAUAAUAUGUCACAUGGAGUGACUUUAUAUCUGAUAAAACACAUGUGUCAUAUAAUUAUUCAUCCUAAUUAGUAUCCUUAUAUAAAUAAAUAAAUAGAGACUGCAUCUUUUGUAGUCAUAUUUUAAUGUCUUGUAUCAGAUAUAAAACACUUGGCUAUGCCUCGCAUUUUAUAUCUGAUAAAACACUCCUACUCAUGUUUUAAAUAGUUUAUAACUGGAAUGAAAUGUGGUUGAAUUCUGGAUGUUUUGGUACUAAAACACCUUUUUCUAGUGAGAUGAAUCCCUAGGGAGAUUAGCUUGGACGUAAUAGAGCUAUCCGGUGAAAAUAAAGUCUGUUUAGUUGACAUCUAUAUGACUGUGUGAAAAGAUGUUCAUAUUUUAUUGGGUGUCAUUUAUUCGUUUCUAAGCAGCAAUGGAAGGAGGGUGACAUGGUAUCUGCAAAAUGGUCAGAUGGAACAUUUUAUCCUGCCAAGAUUGUUAAAGUUAUUUCAAAAGGUAACAGAAUACAAAUAGUUUGUAAAAUUUACCAAGUCAUAAAAUCAAGUUUAUUGUUAAGUUGAUAAUAAUAAUAUUUAAUAUUUAUAUUGUGCAAAUUAACAUGUUAUAAUAUAUGAUCUAAAAAAAAUGAUGAUAUGAUGAUUCGAUGUAAAAGAAACUAUUAUAAAACAGUCAUCAUAUGCUUUCAGAAAAACUAGGGCCUAAUUUGGAUUAUGUUUUUAAAAAAAUUUAGAUUUUUAUGAAGUUGAGUAUGAUGAUGGAUUUCAAAAAAUAAUACAUCAAAGUAAAAUACGAGAUCAAGAUACAGCAACUAAGGUGAGAAAUGUAGAGAAAAAAUGACAGACAGACAGACAGACAGACAGACAGACAGACAGACAGACAGACAGACAGACAGACAGACAGACAGACAGACAGACAGACAGACAGACAGACAGACAGACAGUAGUGAACUGACUAAUAUAUGUAAUAUGCAUACAGACAAGACUAGCAAACACACCAAAGUAUUAUUAUUUUCAAAAAAAUAUUUUCAUAUUGUAAAUUAUGAUGCUUAUGAUGUUACUCUGAGUGUAUAUCCACACCAGGCAAGCUUGAAAAAUAUGCCUGACCACGGUGGGAAUCGAACCUACCACCUUUGGAAUACUAGCCUAAAAAAUAAAUAAAUCUUGUAUUAAAUUGUUUAGCAAAAGAAGCCAGUGUCAAGUUCAGUCUCUAAACCCGGACGCAGAGCAAAACUAGCACAAGACCGUGCUUCGAGGGCACGCAGACGAAGUGGGAAAGAUAUGUCCAUGCUUUCGCCUCCAUCCAGUGAAACAACUGAACAAGCAGAAGGAAUGAACGAACAGGGCGGGGAAGAGAAGAAUGAUGAGAUUGAGAAAUCAGAUGUAAGGUCGCAAGACACGACUGAGUUGUCACGGAAACGACAGAGACGUGAUAGUGAGAUGUCACAAGAGUCUAAACGUCCCAAGAUUGAAGUCUCACAAGAGUCUAAACGUCCCAAGAUUGAAGUCUCACAAGAGACUAAACGUCCCAAGAUUGAAAUGUCACAAGAGACUGAACGUCCCAAGACUGAAAUGUUGCAAGAAGCUAAACAUCCUGAGACUGAAGUGUAAGUAAACCAGGUCUGUUGGCAGUGGUGAAGCUAGCCUUAGCAACAUAUCAUGCUAUGCAAAGUUUUAAUGAUUUACAAUAUAACAGGGUUUGAAAUGCGAAAACUCCCUUUUCAAAUACCAGAACUCUGUUUUCCAAUGCGAAAACUCCCUUUUCAAAUGCCAGAACUCCGUUUUCAAAUGCCAGAACUCCGCUUUCUAAUGCCAGAACUCUCUUUUCAAAUGCCAAAACUCUCUUUUCAAAUGCCAAAACUCCCUUUUCAAAUGCCAAAACUCCCUUUUCAAAUGCCAAAACUCCCUUUUCAAAUGCCAGAACUCCGUUUUCUAAUGGCAGAACUCCUUUUUUCUAAUGGCAGAACUCCGUUCUCUAAAGCCAAAACUCCCUUUUCAAAUGCCAGAACUCCGCUUUCUAAUGCCAAAACUCCCUUUUCAAAAGCGAAAACUCCUUUUUUAAAUGCCAGAACUCCGUUUUCUAAUGCGAAAACUCCUGUUUCAAAUGAGAAGAGUGCUUCAAGUUUGAGUGAUAUUUUCGUGUUUUGAUUUCAGAACAACUGAAGCAAAAUCUUGCGAAGUUGAGCCAACUGAUAAAUCAGACCAAUCCAUUCAUCAGACUGACGAUUCUCCCGUUUCACCAUCAAAUGAAAACAAAACAUCCAAGACAACAGGAUCACCACGUGGAACAAAUGUAGCUGCAGCAGUAAUGGAAGACGAUCUUGCCGAGAAUACCAUCCGUGUCACUCAUAUAAAAGAAAAUAAAAGUGAUUCCGAGAGUUCCAAACGCAGUAUCACAUCACCACUUAGUGUAGAG
Paramuricea clavata is the source of this 2884-nucleotide messenger RNA. Lineage: Eukaryota; Metazoa; Cnidaria; Anthozoa; Malacalcyonacea; Plexauridae. The record is from the annotation of a GenBank genome assembly.